UAAGGCUCAAAGUUCCGGGUGGCGGGGGAUGCCAGGGAGAGGGCAGCAUGGCCAGGCCACUGCUGCCGCGCGAGUCCGCGAGGUUCGUGGCAGAGAACAGUCGCGACGUGCUCGUGGACCGCGAGGGCGUGCGCCGGGCGGCCGAGCUGCUGCUGCCCGCGGCCUCGGCGUGGCGCGUGGAGCAGUGGAAGGCCCUGCACGAGCUCAACCCGCGCGGGGCGGACGAGGCUGCGCUCGACUGGGUGUUCGUGGUGGACUCGCUCAACUUCUCCUUCUGGGCGGAGCAGGAGGAGCGCAAGUGUGAGGUGCGGUACGGCGGGACGGCGUACACCGGCUACUGGGCUUUGUGCGCCGCCGUUAACCGGGCGCUCGACCAAGGGAUACCAGUAACUAGCGCCUCCUACUAUGCCACAGUGACACUUGAUCAGGUUCGGAAUAUAUUUCGCUCAGACACAGACGAGCCCAUGCCUUUAAUAGAAGACAGGCAUAGGAUUCUCAAUGAAACUGGGAAAAUUCUGCUGGAGAAGUUUGGAGGCUCUUUUCUUAAUUGUGUCCGAAAAAGUGAAAAAAGUGCACAGAAGUUAAUGAACCUGGUUGUUGACAAUUUUCCUUCUUACAGAGAUGAGGCACAAUUUGAGGGGGAAAGGGUCGCCUUUUACAAACGCGCGCAGAUUCUCGUGGCAGACACAUGGAGUGUGUUGGAAGGAAAGGGGGAUGGCUGCUUUGAUGACAUCUCCAGCAUCACCAUGUUUGCCGAUUACAGACUGCCUCAGAUCCUUGUUCACCUUGGAGCCCUGAAAUACUCCGAAGACUUACUGCGGAAGCUUCUCAAAGGAGAAAUGCUUUUAAAUGGAGAUAAACUAGAGGUGGAAAUUAGAGGUUGCUCGAUUUGGUGUGUCGAGCUGAUCCGGGAUUGUCUUUUGGAGCUUCUUGAAAAAAGAGGUGAAAAACCUGUUGGUGAGAUCAAUUCUGUUCUUCUGGAUUACCACUUAUGGGACUACGCCCGAGAUCACAGGGCAGACAUGAAAGGAAUCCCGUUUCAUCGCACACGCUGCAUCUACUACUGACCCUGAAAGGAAAUAGACGCAGUGGAAACACUUGCACUUUUAGAUCACACAGUCAUUUGCACAACUUUGAUUUGAUAUAAAGAUAGAAAUUAGACUGGGCGUGGUGGCACAUGCCUUUAAUUCCAGCAAUCAGGACCCAGAGGCAGGUGGAUCUCUGUGAGUUCAAGGCCAGCCUUUUUCUACAGAGCGAGCUCCAGGACAGGACAGCCAGGUUGCACGAAGAAGCCCUGUCUUGAAAAACAAAAAAAAAAAAAAAAAAAAGAAAAAAGAAAAAAGAAAGUACAGGAAUAGAAAUUUUUUUUUUUAAAGAUUUAUUUAAUUAUGUAUACAAUGUUCUGCUUGCAUAUACACCUACACGCCAGAAGAGGGCACCAAAUUUCAUUAUAAAUGGUUGUGAGCCACCAUGUGGUUUCUGGGACUUGAACUCAGGACCUCUGGAAGAGCAAGCAGUUCUCUUAACCUCUGAGCCAUCUCUCCAGCCCCCAGGAAUAGAAAAUUGACUGCCCAGUCUCUGUUCUUCGUUUUUUCUUGAUAUAUUAUAGUGUAUUCCCAUAAUCAUGUUGUAUAAUCUUCAAUAAUAUCCAUGUCUUCAGUUGGUAGCUUUUCUCAACUGGUCAUUUGUAUUUUCUUUUUUUUUUUUUUUUAUGGUCCAGGGACCAACCCUGUGACCUUGUAUGUGCUAUGCAAGUGUUCUAACACUGAGUCACACUCCCAGAUUAGUUCUUUUCUAUAUGCUGUAAUAAUUUAAUGCUAAAUAAAUAGUCUUUGGUAUAUAAA
Molecule: messenger RNA, 1844 nt
Organism: Psammomys obesus (fat sand rat)
Lineage: Eukaryota; Metazoa; Chordata; Mammalia; Rodentia; Muridae
Gene: Qng1
Product: Q-nucleotide N-glycosylase 1
Exons: 4
Coding region: 48-1067 (339 amino acids)
Source: RefSeq, a predicted model, not a curated record